Messenger RNA from Suillus plorans, 726 nucleotides. RefSeq lists its product as uncharacterized. Lineage: Eukaryota; Fungi; Basidiomycota; Agaricomycetes; Boletales; Suillaceae. The transcript is spliced from 4 exons. The coding region runs from base 1 to 726 and encodes 241 amino acids. The record is from RefSeq and is a predicted model, not a curated record.
AUGUCGCUUUAUUCUCAGGCCAUUGACCUCCUUCAGCUGAAGGUGGGCUCUUGUCCUGCUAGCUCGCACCCUGUGAUUCAGCUCUCUGCAAGAGACCGGCGUCCUCUAGACAGGUUCUCUAGGGUUGGUUCUUCGGCACAUCUGAAAUGCAACGAGUGGCUCAGCAAAGUUUCAACAAGCGGAGACUCUGAUGAUGAUGAAGGCAAUAUGGGUUUUGACAGGGGUGUUGGGCCUGCUAUGGUUUAUACUGCUGAAGAAUCAACAUUCAUUGCAUCCAAGCUCAUGACGGUAUAUAAGACUCUGGUGCUGUGUAACGCGGGUCACCGCCCUUACCAGUUGGUCAAUACAUGGGUGGAAGAAUGUACAGAGGACUUUUACAUGGACGAUCUUGCAACAGAAAGAGCUUCCUUGCAGAUCAUGAUAUUACACGCCAACGAUUUAUCUAAUGCCGAAGAUGAAACUAGCUUCCUUCAAGCAGAAUUGGGUCUAAUGCAAUCAAGAUUUCGUCGCGCCCAAACCGAAGUGGAGCUCCUCUCAGAUGCCAUACAAUACCUUACUGAGAGUUACACUGCAUGGUCCAGGGGGGGGCUCAGCCUCGUCGUCGCCUAUUUGUUGACCAGUAUAAAUGCCAAUUGGAUAAUUCUUCCGACACAGGAGAAAGCUACAGGACUGACUUCUGAACAGCUAUUCAUUCAUGCCAAGUUUCAGGGGGAUGAUGUACAGUGA